Neltuma alba is the source of this 4205-nucleotide messenger RNA. RefSeq names its product pre-mRNA-splicing factor ATP-dependent RNA helicase DEAH7. The record is from RefSeq and is a predicted model, not a curated record. Gene Ontology annotation, molecular function: helicase activity; RNA binding; ATP binding. Gene Ontology annotation, cellular component: intracellular anatomical structure. The transcript is spliced from 17 exons. NCBI's taxonomy places the organism in Eukaryota, Viridiplantae, Streptophyta, Magnoliopsida, Fabales, Fabaceae. The coding region runs from base 196 to 3999 and encodes 1267 amino acids.
CGUUCUCGCCUCUGUCCUCGCAGCCUCUGCUACCUCCCUCCCUCCCUUCCUCCCUCCGCCUCAGUCCUCAUUCAUCAGUUUCAGUUCCUCCCUCUCCCUCGCUGACGCACGGACGCAGCCUCGCUCCCUCCGUGCUCAAUUCUUCGGGCGGCCGUUCUUCCGAACUCCACCCCUCUGCCUAUUGCAUAGUUUCUCAUGGAGAAAGGAGAUGGUGCCGGAGUAAUUGACCUGGACAAGACAACUGUUACUUUAGAACCAGAGAAGUCCAGUGGUAGCGGGCUCUAUGUUCCGGGGAAGGAUAAAGUCGUUUACAUCCCCCAAGAAAGAAAAUCUCGCUUAGGACUGGAUGUUCUUGCCAUUGCAAAGCGAGGAGGGUCUCAAACUGAUGCGGGAUUCAAGGUGCCUAAAGAGAGGAUAGCUUCCAUGGCAGCAUCUGCCGAGGAAGAAGAAGGGUCAGGAAUUUCUAUUGAUGAUGAAGAAAAAUCCCUAAGUUCGAAGAAGCAUGCUAAUAGGAGAUACCGCGAAGUGACCAAUGAAAACUCGCAACCAGAAAGUUCUGUGACUGAAGAUCAGCAUAGGACUCGUUCAAGUGAGCGUAUGGGUUCAGAUGGUUCUGCUACACCUUCUAAGUAUGAAAGGGAGGACCAUAGAAGUGAGAGAAGACAUCUCAAGCAUGAUUCAAGAAGUGACGGUAGAAGCACACAUCAUAGAAGCAACAAUGAUAGUAGGGAACGAUAUUCAGAAAGGGAAAGGGAUUCACGUGGCAGAUAUGACCAUGAAUAUGGUAGAAAGAGAAACAGAUAUGAAGGUUCCAGGAGAACACCAGGAAGGUCCGACUGGGAUGAUGGUAGAUGGGAAUGGGAAGAGACUCCACGAAGGGAUAGUGUCUCUUAUUCUUCUCAGCGGCAUCAACCUUCACCGUCCCCCAUGUUUGUUGGUGCCUCACCUGAUGCGCGAUUAGUGUCUCCAUGGUUGGGGGGUCACACUCCUCAUUCAUCCUUUGCUUCAUCUUCUCCUUGGGACCAUGUAUCUCCAUCUCCACUUCCAAUACGUGCUUCUGGAUCUUCAGUCAAAUCUUCUGGAUCCAGGCAUAGUGGACGGUCCUAUCACCUAACUUUUUCUUCAGAAAAUUCAAAAUCAUAUGAGGAUGAAGUUGCGGAUGAUGCCAAUUUGGGUGAAGAACGCCACUAUGAGAUUUCUGAAAGCAUGCGUCAAGAGAUGGAAUAUGAUGCUGACCGAGCAUGGUACGAUAGAGAGGAAGGGAGUACAUUUGAUGCAGAUAACUCAUCAGUUUUUCUGGGGGACGAGGCUUCCUUUCAGAAAAAAGAAGCAGAGCUGGCCAAAAGACUGGUCCGAAGAGAUGGGACUAAGAUGUCGCUUGCUCAGACCAAAAAGCUGUCUCAGCUCACAGCUGAUAAUGCUCAGUGGGAGGAUCGGCAGCUGCUGAGAUCAGGAGCUGUUAGAGGUACAGAAGUUCAGACUGAAUUUGAUGAUGAGGAAGAGCGCAAGGUUAUUCUUCUCGUACAUGAUACAAAGCCACCUUUCCUUGAUGGAAGAGUUGUUUUUACAAAGCAGGCUGAGCCUAUUAUGCCCAUAAAAGAUCCCACAUCUGACAUGGCUAUAAUUUCUCGCAAAGGAUCUGCUCUAGUAAGAGAAGUCCAUGAAAAGCAAAGCAUGAAUAAGUCUCGUCAACGCUUUUGGGAGCUCGCGGGAUCAAAACUUGGUGAUAUCCUGGGUGUUGAGAAAACAGCAGAACAGAUUGAUGCAGAUACCGCUGUGGUGGGUGAACAAGGUGAAAUUGAUUUCAAGGAGGAUGCCAAGUUUGCCCAGCAUAUGAAGAAGGGAGAAGCUGUGAGUGACUUUGCAAAGUCGAAAAGCAUUGCUGAGCAAAGACAAUAUUUACCCAUAUUUUCUGUGCGUGAAGAGUUAUUACAGGUGAUUCGAGAGAAUCAGGUGGUGGUGGUUGUGGGAGAAACAGGCUCUGGAAAGACAACACAAUUGACACAGUAUCUGCAUGAAGCUGGCUACACUAAAAAUGGUAUAGUAGGCUGCACCCAACCAAGGCGCGUGGCAGCUAUGAGUGUUGCUAAGAGAGUCAGUGAGGAGAUGGACACAGAGUUGGGUGAUAUGGUUGGCUAUGCAAUACGUUUUGAGGAUGUAACAGGGCCAAAUACUGUUAUUAAGUACAUGACCGAUGGGGUACUUCUUCGUGAGACACUCAAAGACUCUGAUUUAGACAAGUAUCGGGUUGUUGUCAUGGAUGAAGCCCAUGAAAGGUCACUGAGCACAGAUGUUCUUUUUGGAAUAUUGAAGAAAGUGGUUGCCCACCGUCUUGAUUUCAAGCUAAUAGUCACGUCUGCAACUCUAAAUGCUCAAAAAUUUUCAAAUUUCUUUGGAAGUGUGCCAAUAUUCCACAUUCCUGGGAGAACAUUUCCUGUUAAUAUAUUAUGGAGUAAAACUCCAUGUGAAGACUAUGUUGAAGCUGCAGUAAAGCAGGCCAUGACUAUUCAUAUAACUAGCCCACCAGGUGACAUCCUUAUCUUCAUGACUGGCCAAGAUGAGAUUGAGGCAGCCUGUUAUGCACUCGCUGAGAGAAUGGAACAGAUGAUAUCAUCUUCAAGCAGAGCAGUUCCUAAACUCUUGAUUCUUCCCAUAUACUCUCAACUGCCUGCAGACUUGCAAGCAAAGAUAUUCCAGAGAGCAGAAGACGGGGCUCGUAAGUGCAUUGUGGCCACUAAUAUUGCCGAGACAUCCUUGACUGUGGAUGGUAUUUUUUAUGUCAUCGACACAGGCUAUGGUAAAAUGAAGGUGUAUAACCCUCGGAUGGGUAUGGAUGCUCUUCAAGUAUUCCCUGUCAGCCGAGCUGCUGCUGACCAGCGUGCCGGACGAGCUGGUAGAACUGGCCCUGGUACCUGUUAUCGGCUGUAUACAGAGAAUGCUUACCUGAAUGAGAUGUUGCCUAGCCCUGUACCAGAGAUCCAAAGGACUAACCUGGGCAAUGUGGUCUUGUUGCUCAAAUCUCUCAAGGUUGACAACUUACUUGAUUUUGACUUCAUGGAUCCACCUCCUCAAGAUAACAUUCUCAACUCAAUGUAUCAGUUAUGGGUGCUGGGCGCACUCAAUAAUGUGGGGAGCUUAACUGAACUCGGAUGGAAAAUGGUUGAGUUUCCAUUGGACCCGCCCCUUGCUAAGAUGCUUUUGAUGGGUGAACAGUUAGGAUGUGUGGAGGAAGUAUUAACGAUUGUGUCAAUGCUUUCAGUUCCAUCCGUCUUCUUCAGACCCAAGGACAGGGCAGAGGAGAGUGAUGCAGCUCGAGAAAGAUUCUUUGUGCCAGAAUCUGAUCAUUUAACCUUGUACAAUGUUUAUCAGCAAUGGAAGCAACAUGAUUACAGGGGUGAUUGGUGCAAUGAUCAUUUUUUGCAUGUUAAAGGUCUAAGAAAGGCUAGAGAGGUGAGAUCUCAGCUGCUUGAUAUUCUCAAGACUUUAAAGAUUCCCCUAACAUCAUCUUGGCCAGAUACCGAUAUCGUUAGAAAAGCAGUCUGUUCAGCCUACUUUCAUAAUGCAGCAAGAUUAAAGGGAGUAGGGGAGUAUGUGAACUGCCGGAAUGGAAUGCCGUGUCACCUGCAUCCUAGCAGUGCCCUCUUUGGUAUGGGUUGUACGCCGGAGUAUGUGGUCUAUCACGAGUUAGUCUUGACCACCAAAGAGUACAUGCAAUGUGCUACAGCUGUGGAACCCCAGUGGUUGGCUGAGUUGGGACCCAUGUUCUUUUCUGUAAAGGAGUCUGAUACGUCAUUAUUGGAGCACAAAAAGAGACAGAAAGAAGAAAAAACAGCGAUGGAAGAGGAGAUGGAGAAUUUAAAGAAAGCCCAGGUUAAGGCUGAGAGAGAAAGGAAAGAGAAGGAGAAGCAAAAGAAGGCCAAGAAUCAACAGCAAGUCUCCAUGCCUGGUUUGCGCAAGGGUUCAUCAACUUUUUUGAGACCAAAGAAGCUUGGUUUGUAAAUGUAAAUAGUAUUAACUGUUGCAAAAUGUUUAUUUGUAAACUCACGAGUUAAUUGACGUUAGCGUAGGUUACAAAGAAAGUCUUGAUUGUGAUUUUAACCUUGUACCAUUGUAGAUUUUGUGAUCUCACAGGAUAAGCUAAGAAACACUUAGCCUUCGAGCAUUUAUACAUUCAUUCCUGUUUUUGAGCGUUGAUGCUCUGUUUA